Messenger RNA from Caenorhabditis angaria, 2017 nucleotides. NCBI's taxonomy places the organism in Eukaryota, Metazoa, Nematoda, Chromadorea, Rhabditida, Rhabditidae. The record is from the annotation of a GenBank genome assembly.
AUGUUGAUUAUGCUAUUCCUCCAAGGUUUGGUGAUAGCAUCAGCAGAUGUUACACAGAGGGAAUUGAAAUCUAUAAAAGGAGUUCCAGUGGAAAGUAAGUCAAGUUAAAAAAAAUCUUUAAAAUAUUUUAAUUAUUUCAGGAUUCGUACUAUAUCAACCAUCUGGAUUGAAUUUCAAAUGUUUAGAUGGAUCAAGAACAAUUCUUUACAGUCAAUUAAACGAUGAUUAUUGUGAUUGUCCAGAUGGAAGUGACGAACCUGGAACAUCAGCUUGUCAAAAUGGUCAUUUCUUCUGCCAAAAUGUUGGACAUCGUGGAAACUUCAUUCCUUCUUCAAGAGUAAAUGAUAAACUUUGUGAUUGUUGUGAUGGAAGUGAUGAAUAUGAUAGUGGAAUCAGUUGUCCGAAUAUUUGCGAUGAACUUGGUCGAGCAGCUAGAAUAGAGAAAGAAAGAAAAGUUGCGAUUGCUAGAAAAGGUUAUGAUAAACGACAAGAAUUAGCGAAAGAAGGGCAACAAUUGAGAGAUGAAACUAUUCAAAAAUUAGAACCUUUGAGAGAAGAAAAAACUGCUUUGACUCCACAAUACGAAGCUCUUGAAAAAGUUAUGAAUGAUGCAAAUGCUCUCGAAACAUCUUUGAAAGAUGCGUUCAAAAAACAAUUCGAAGAUGCUCAAAAAAUUGUGAGAAAAGACAAAGCGCAAACUCUUUUCAAUGAAAUUGAUGUGAAUAAAGAUGGAAAAAUCACUUUGGACGAAAUUACUAUUCUUCCAUAUGUUGAUAGAAAUUUUGAUGGAACUGUUUCAGAAGAUGAAGCAAAAGAAUAUUUGAUCAAUAUUGGUAAGUUACAUUUGUUAUGAAUAUGAUAGAAUAUAUGUAUAGUGUAUUAUAUUUCAGAAUCCGCUGAUUUUGAAUAUUUCGAGACCAACAUCUAUUCACUUUUGAAGGAUGCAAAGAAAAAUCAUAACGUCGAUAAACAACUGAAAGAAGAGCAAGCACAAGCUGAUGAGAAAGAUGAUUUGGAUGCAGGUAGGGGUUUUAAGGCGAGCUCUUUUGAGAUUGGUUCGAUUUCCCGUCUUCACCGCCUCCUUAAUCAAAUUUGAAUUUUCAGAUGAAGAAAGCGAUGAUAUUUCAACAUCCGAUCAUAAUUUAGACGAAGAUGAUGAUGAAAAACAACCACCAUUCACCGAAGAAAUCAACAAUGCUGUUGAAGCCUCAAACAAAGCCCGAAAUGAAUUUUAUGAAUUCAAAAGAAAAGUGACUGAUUUGGAGCAAAAAAUCAAGUGAGACAAAUUACAUGAAUUUCUUCAGAAAGAAAUAUUGUUUCAGAGAUGCUGAAGAAUUAUCGAAAAUUGACUAUGGAGAAGAUUUUGCUUGGGCUGCUUUGAAUGGAAAAUGUUUCGAGAGAAAUGUUCAGCAAUACACUUAUAAGUUCUGUCCAUUUGCAACAAAUUCGCAAAAUGAAUAUGGAUCUGGUGGACCAAGUCUUGGGUGAGGAUUUUGAAAAAAAAUCGAAAUCAGAUGAUUUUAAAAAUAUUUCUAGAAAAAAUUAUCACAAAAUUGCAUUCAUUGUUUUUUUUACACAUUGCUCCUGUUUAAUAUUUUUGUUAUUACAGCUCUUUCAAUAGUUGGAAUGGCCCAGAGAAUUCCAAAUACACCAGUCAACGAUAUGAUAAUGGACAACAAUGUUGGAAUGGCCCAAAAAGAAGUACCGAUGUGAGUUUUAUUCCAAUUAUCAUGAGUAGAUCUCUUGUUUUUUCGAAUUUCUAUUAAUUAGUCUUCUCUUCUUCUCAACCAAAAAUAAUAACAUAUCCGAGUCAUAAAACUCAUUUAAUAAUUUCCCCGCUCUUCUUCUUUUUUUCCUAUCUAUCGAAAAAAAAACAUUCGUUUUUGAGGUCGCCAUCGAAUGUGGAGAAGAACAUGAAUUAGUUGAAGUAACUGAACCAUCAAAAUGUGAAUAUCAUUUCGUUUUCCGAACUCCACUCGCUUGUCCGGAUCCAGAAACAAUUCACGAUGAACUUUAA